GUCAUGAGUGGGAAUCCGAGAAUCAGGAAGAUCUACAUUGGUUCUUGCCAGAAGCACACAUGACUUUAAAGACAGAGCAGCAGGAAAGGAAACAAGAAGGAGAAGAGAAAAGGUGGAAUCAGUUCUUUAUUUCUCAGUGCAGUGAUGGCCAUCAGAUCCCAGCUGAAGAAAUACAGACAAGUAAAGAAGCAAGUAUAUUCUGUCAGAGACCUUUCCACCCUACAUCAGCAUUUGAAACCCCUUACAAAAUCCACACGGGAGAGAUAACACACCCAUGCCUGGACUCUAGAAAAAGCUUUUAUCGUAAGACACAUCUGACUACUCAUCAAAUAACUCACACAGGGGAGAAACUGCAUGAAUGCUUGGAAUGUGGAAAAAGCUUCUCUCGGAAGAUAUAUCUCGAUGAUCACCAAAGAAUUCACACAGGAGACAAACCAUUUAGAUGUUUCGAGUGUGGAAAGAGCUUCACACAGAAGACAACUCUCUCUCUGCAUCAAAGAAUUCACACAGGAGAGAAACCAUUUAAAUGUUCAGAGUGUGGAAAGAGCUUUUGUCGGAAGGCAUACCUUACUGGUCAUCAAAGAACUCACACAGGGGAGAAACCAUUCAGAUGCUUGGAAUGUGGAAAGAGUUUCACGCAGAAGACAACUCUUUCUCUGCAUCAAAUAAUUCACACAGGAGAAAAACCAUUUAAAUGUUCAGAGUGUGGAAAGAGCUUUUGCCGUAAAGCAUACCUUACUAGUCAUCAGGGAAUUCACACAAGGGAGAAACUGCAUAAAUGCUUCGAGUGUGGAGAGAGUUUUCAUAAUGCAAUACAUCUCACUGCACAUCAGAGAAAACAUACAGGGCAGGAGCUAUUUAAAUGCUUGGAAUGUGGAAAGUGUUUCAGACAGAAUUUAACUCUCACUUACCAUCAAAUAAUUCACACAGGGGAGAAACCUUACACAAGCCUGGAGUGUGGAAAAAGCUUCUAUCGCAAGACACACCUUACUACUCAUCAAAGAAUUCAUACAGGGAGAAACCAUUUAUUUGCUUGGAGUGUGGAAAGAGCUUCACACAGAAGACAACUCUCACUCUGCAUCAAAGAAUUCACACAGGCGGGAAGCCAUUUAAAUGCCCAGAGUGCAGAAAGAGCUUUUGUCGGAAGGCAUAUCUUAAAAAUCAUCAGGGACUUCACACAGGGGAGAAACCAUUUAGAUGCUUUGAGUGUGGAAAAAGCUUCACACAGAAGAGAACUCUCACUUUGCAUCAAAUAAUUCACACAGGGGAGAAACCAUUUAAGUGCUUGGAAUGUGGAAAGAGCUUUUGUCAUAAGACAUACUUUACUAGUCAUCAAGGAAUUCACAUAGGGGAGAAACCAUACACAUGCUUAGAGUGCGGAAAGAGCUUCUAUCACAAGACACACCUUACUACUCAUCAAGGAAUUCAUACAGGGGAGAAACGGCACCAAUGCUUGGAGUGUGGAAAGAACUUCACAGAUAAAAGAAGUCUCUCUAUUCAUCAAAGAAUUAACACAGGAGAGAAGCCAUUUAGAUGCUUGGAAUGUGGAAGGUGCUUCACACAGAAAGCAAGUCUCACUUCACACCAAAGAAUUCACACAGGGGAGAAGCCAUACACAUGCCUUGAGUGCGGAAAGAGCUUUGGUCAGAAGACAGGUCUUACUACUCAUCAAAGGAUUCAUACAGGUGAGAAACCAUAUCAGUGCUUUGAUUGUGGAAAAUGGUUCUGUUGGAAGACAGAUCUCACUAUUCAUCGAAGAAUUCACACAGGGGAGGAACCAUUUAAAUGCUUGGAGUGUGGAAAGAACUUCUCUCGGAAGAUACAUCUUACUAACCACCAAAGAAUUCACACAGGGGAGAAACCAUUUAAAUGCUUGGAAUGUGGGAAGAGUUUUUGUCGGAAGGCAUACCUUACUAGUCAUCAGAGAAUUCACACAGGGGAGAAACCAUUUAAAUGUUUGGAAUGUGGGAAGAGUUUUUGUUGGAAGGCAUACCUUACUAGUCAUCAGAGAAUUCACACAGGGGAGAAACCCUUUAAAUGCUUGGAAUGUGGAAAGAGCUUCACGCAGAAGACAACACUCACUCUGCAUCAAGUAAUUCACACAGGGGAGAAACCAUUUAAAUGCUUGGAAUGUGGGAAGAGUUUUUGUCGGAAGGCAUACCUUACUAGUCAUCAGAGAAUUCACACAGGGGAGAAACCAUUUAAAUGCUCCGAAUGUGGAAAGAGCUUUUGUCAGAAGGCACACCUUACGAGUCAUCAAGGAAUUCACAUGGGAGAAACCAUCUAA
Molecule: messenger RNA, 2287 nt
Organism: Podarcis lilfordi (Lilford's wall lizard)
Lineage: Eukaryota; Metazoa; Chordata; Lepidosauria; Squamata; Lacertidae
Source: the annotation of a GenBank genome assembly